Clupea harengus (Atlantic herring) is the source of this 6408-nucleotide messenger RNA. RefSeq names its product patatin-like phospholipase domain-containing protein 7. Gene Ontology annotation, cellular component: endoplasmic reticulum. Gene Ontology annotation, biological process: lipid metabolic process. The coding region runs from base 574 to 4617 and encodes 1347 amino acids. The record is from RefSeq and is a predicted model, not a curated record. NCBI's taxonomy places the organism in Eukaryota, Metazoa, Chordata, Actinopteri, Clupeiformes, Clupeidae. Gene Ontology annotation, molecular function: phosphatidylcholine lysophospholipase A1 activity. The transcript has 35 exons.
UUUCUACGCAUAUUAUUAAACAAAUGAAAUGUUAACCGACACAUUAAUUAUACUGUAUAUGUUUUGGCCUUAUGGUUAUGUUUUAAAAGUAGAACAAACUGCAAAACAUUUUUUUUAAUGUAACAAUCAAAGUCAAAAGUAUUUGCUUAGCCUACUUUAGAGAAGCUAGUCUUAAAUCUGAUAGAUUGAAAUCCAAACCCUUCGCUUUUUUAUUUUUCCGAUGCAGCAUAAUAUUUCUCACACAGAGAGUAUGUAACCACUUGACGACACUAUCACAGUUGCUUUGUUCACUCAGCAUGAUCAAUGAACUGUUUACUGUUCUACCGUAUUAUUCUGUGUAUCCUACACUAGCCCGCAGCAACAGCUUCUAUCGUAACGAGGGAUACCAACAAGCUUGACUCUGAUAGGAUAACGGGGCACCGUGAACAACCAAUAGGCAUGCAACGUGAUAACUGCUACGUUCUACAUACUGUACAUCAACAAAGAUUGCACAGUGGGAGGGUGGGAAGUAGCCACAUAAAGUUCUUCAUGGUCUGAAGCCGUAGAAAAAACCCUUAAAAAAGGGUUUGUAAGAUGUUUGCAGAAAUGGAUUUUGAUUUGACGGGUUCUCCCGUGAAGGACUUCAAAGCCCGGUUGCAAAAGUUUGUGGAGGAACGGAUGCAGACCACAAUGCUGACCGGUGUGCUCAUUGGUGCAGUGGUGGCAGUUUCACUGAUUGGGAUCGCUGUGCUCUUCCUCUACCGGAGAUACAAACUGGCGAGUGGGCAGACACCCGGAGCCCCUCGAUACCGUUUCCGAAAAAGAGAUAAGGUGAUGUUUUACGGAAGGAAGAUCAUGAGGAAGGUGCAGACUCUGUCCUCAACCCCAGGGUCAACCUCCAUGUCUAAGCAGCGUCCACGCAAAAGGCCCAAAGUCCUAAGCAUUGCCCGCAGGAUCCUGCGCAUCAAGAAGGAGCCCCCCACCCUGCAGCCUAAAGAGCCCCCUCCCUCUCUCCUGGAGGCUGACCUCACAGAGUUUGACGUACAGAACUCCAAUCUGCCCUCGGAGGUGCUGUACAUGCUCAAGAACGUCAGAGUCCUGGGUCACUUUGAGAAGCCGUUGUUCCUGGAGCUGUGCAGACACAUGGUGUUUGUUGAGCUGCAGGAGGGGGAAGGGCUUUUCCGCCCAGGUGAUGACGACGACAGCAUCUACGUCGUGCAGGACGGACGCCUCGAGCUGUGCAUCCAUGACAAUGAUGGCACGGAGGCAGUGGUAAAGGAUGUCCAUCCAGGAGACAGUGUGCACAGUUUGCUCAGCAUUCUGGACAUCAUCACUGGUUACCCAGCUCCGUAUAAGACGGUGUCAGCCCGGGCUGCUUCUCGCUCCACCAUCCUGCGUCUGCCAGCCUCCGCCUUCCAGGCUGUCUUCAAGAAGUACCCCGACACCCUUGUGCGGGUCAUACAGAUCAUCAUGGUGCGAUUGCAGAGGGUCACCUUCCUGGCACUGCACAACUACCUGGGCCUAACCACUGAGCUCUUCAAUCCAGAAAGACAGGCGGUCCCCCUGACGGCAGUGGCCAGUGUCCUUGCAGAAAGCAGUCCCGCCAGGUUGCCACGCCGACCACAUUUCCAGCCCUCUCAGGAUGACGAAAGUGUGGCAGGGUUGUCAGAGUCACAAUCAGACACAGAUUCAGGUAAAGCUGGAGGAGUGGGAGAUAACUCGAGCAACAGUCUUCGGAAGGGCCGCUCACUAUCCUCAGAAGGCACAGUGUCAGGGAAUGACUUGAACAUGGCCUACGAACGAGCUCGUGUGAACAUGGAGGAGGCCCCAUCAAGCCCAGUCAUUCAUAAGUCCAUCCUUAAGAAGAGCGUGACCAUGCAGCACACCCCGUCAGCCGUGUUCCACUACACAGACAGCAGCGGGUGCUCAGACGUCCACCCCAGCAAGGUGGGCGCUAUCUUCCAGGCGGCCAAGAAAGAUCUGCUAGGCAUCAUCCAGCUGCAGGAGCCAAGUCUGCUAGAAGGAAGGGUCACUCUGCAUCAGGUCAAAGCGGGGUCUGUGGUCGCACGUCAGGGAGACCAGGAUGUAAGUGUGCAGUUUGUCAUCUCGGGGGUGCUGCACGUGUACCAGCGCAUGAUUGACCGCGAGGAGGACACGUGCCUGUUCGUCACCCACCCGGGCGAACUGGUGGGGCAGCUCGCCGUGCUCACAGGGGAGCCCCUCAUCUUCACCGUCAGGGCGCACCGCGACUGCAGCUUCCUCUCGAUAUCCAAAACCCACUUCUAUGAGAUCAUGCGUGCUGUGCCCACCGUGGUGCUGAAUGUGGCUCACACAGUGGUGCGCCGGAUGUCCUCCUUCGUGCGGCAGAUCGACUUUGCCCUGGACUGGAUGGCCGUGGAGGCCGGACGAGCCGUUUACAGACAGGAUGAUAAGUCUGACAGCACGUUUAUCGUGUUGAGCGGGCGUCUGCGCUCCGUCAUCCUGAAGGAGGACGGCAAAAAGGAGCUGACGGGGGAGUACGGCCGCGGUGACCUCAUUGGCGUGGUAGAGGCCCUGACUCAUCAGAACAGAGCCACCACGGUGCAUGCUGUGCGGGACUCAGAGCUGGCCAAGCUACCAGAAGGAGCCCUGAGCUCCAUCAAGAGAAAGUUUCCUCAGGUAGUUACUCGCCUCAUCCAUCUAUUAGGGCAGAAGAUCCUUCAGCAAGUGAAUGGGCCCUUAUCAUCUCGCAGCCUGGCUCUGCACACGCCGGGGAGCAAGUGGGACGCUGGGAACCCGGCCUCCAACCUGUCCACGGUGACGGUGCUGCCGGUGUCUGAGGAGGUGCCACUCACUGCCUUCACUCUGGAGCUGCAGCAUGCCCUCAUCUCCAUUGGACCCACACUCCUGUUGACCAGUGACAUCAUCAAACAGCGCCUUGGGUCCGCAGCCCUGGACAGCGUCCAUGAGUACCGCCUGUCCAGCUGGCUGGGCCAGCAGGAGGACAUCCACCGCAUCGUGCUCUACCAGGCGGACUCCACCCUCACGCCCUGGACCCAGCGCUGCAUCCGCCAGGCCGACUGCAUCAUCAUCGUGGGCCUGGGGGAGCAGGAGCCCACCGUGGGAGAGCUGGAGCGGAUGCUGGAGGGCAGUGCCGUGCGGGCCCAGAAGCAGCUGGUGCUGCUGCACCGGGAGGACGGGCCUCCACCCAAGGGCACCGUGGAGUGGCUCAACAUGAGGAGCUGGAUCUCCAGACACCUGCACAUCUCCUGCCCGCGCCGUGUCUUCACCAAGAGAAGCCUGCCUAAGCUGAGAGAGAUGUACGAGCGUGUGUUCCAGAAGCCGGCAGACCGCCACUCCGAUUUCUCACGGCUGGCUCGUGUGCUCACAGGCAACGCCAUUGCACUGGUGCUGGGGGGAGGUGGGGCCAGGGGAUGCUCUCAGGUGGGUAUCCUCCGUGCCCUGAGUGAGGCGGGCAUCCCAGUGGACCUGGUGGGCGGCACGUCCAUCGGCUCAAUAUUGGGGGCGCUGUACGCUGAGGACCGCAGCCACAGCCGUAUGCGCAUACGGGCACGAGAGUGGGCCAUGGAAAUGACUUCCGUGUUCAAGAAAGUGCUGGACCUGACCUACCCCACCACCUCCAUGUUCUCCGGAGCCGCCUUCAACUCCAGCAUCAGCAACGUCUUCAAAGGCAAGCAGAUCGAGGAUCUGUGGAUCCCCUACUUCAACAUCACCACAGACAUCACCAACUCAACCAUGAGAGUGCACACGGACGGCUCUCUGUGGAGGUACGUGCGCGCCAGCAUGUCUCUGUCUGGCUAUCUGCCCCCGCUGUGUGACCCCAAAGACGGUCACUUGCUGAUGGAUGGCGGCUACAUCAACAACCUGCCAGCUGACGUGGCACGCUCAAUGGGGGCUAAGGUAGUGAUUGCCAUAGACGUGGGCAGCACGGAUGAGACCAACCUCACCAACUACGGGGAUGCACUCUCAGGGUGGUGGCUGCUAUGGAAACGCCUCAAUCCCCUUGCAGAGAAAGUCAAGGUGCUGAACAUGGGGGAGAUCCAGUCUCGGCUGGCGUACGUGUGCUGUGUGCGGCAGCUGGAGUCGGUGAAGAACAGCGACUACUGCGAGUACAUCCGUCCCCCCAUCGACCGCUACCGCACGCUGGAGUUUGGGAAAUUCGACGAGAUUGCUGAGGUGGGCUACCAGCAUGGGAAGACGGUGUUUGACGUGUGGUCCCGCAGUGGGGUGGUGGAGAACAUGAUGAAGGACCGGCACCAGGAGGAGUUCCACAAUACUAAGAGCAACAGCGUGGUCACCUGUCCUAAUGCCUCCUUCACUGACCUGGCGGAGAUUGUCUCGCGCAUCGAGCCUGUCAAAUCAACUCUGGUGGACGAGGAAUCCGACUACCACACUGACUAUGAGGAGGAGAUAGUGGAGAGCGCUCUCUCAGACCUGGAGCUCACUGGCCGCUACGGCGACCACACAGAAGAGGAACUUGCAGACACAGAUGAAGAGUUGGAGCCACUCCGCCAGCACCAGUCUGCGUCCCCUGUGGAGGACGUGGGGCCCUCCUCGGCCCUCCUCGGCCCCGGCGCCAACAUCUCCCCCAGCCUCCGGGCCAGGAAGGGCCACGGGUCCACACCAGCUAGUCCCUGACUAUACACUGUCUCUCUCUCUCUCUCUCACACACACACACACACACACACACACACACACACACACACACACACACACAACAGAAAACUUGCGCAUACUCAAAUAAGAAAACAUACUUGUAUGUAUGUUGUCAGGAAUACUUUCACCCUGAGCCUUAGACACACACACAGUGAGUCUUACUUAUUUGUUACUGUGUGCCUCUAUAUACCAGAUGUACCUGAGAAGACUUACACCUAUUAUGGCACAAUCAAGGGCAUACAACACAAACUGGAUCCACAUUCCUGUGCAGCUUCCUCAGUCCAAAUGAGAAGGGAAGCCUCAUUGCCUAUGCGAACCCCCUAACCUCGCUUCAUAGGCCAGUCCAGUCCAGUCAUGUGGGGCUCAGCAGGGGCUAGUGGCGUGUGGAUGUGGCGUGUGCCAGUGGCCAGUGCCAGUGGAGGAUGGUUUAAGCCACACUUUUACUCCGUUCAGAGUUAGUUAGGACGUGAUGCUUUCCAUACCGUUCUGUAUGAUAGGGUUAGGUAUAGAUGGAGUUUGUAUUUGUUUACUGGUUUGUUUAUUUGUUUGUUCAUUUUUUGAUCCAGUUUUUGAAGAAAUCAGAGUGUUGAUUUUCCCAAUCACCUAAUAAUUAUGGGAAAUAACAAAUCACUGACUAAUGCAACUAGAUAGUCCAGAAGAUGCCUUCUCAGAUUUUUUUUAUACAAAAGGCUUGAAUAUUUUUUAUGUAUGCAACAAAUAUAUGCAAAGACACAUGCAGUGGAGCUGGACAGUACAUUUCAGUGAACGGUCCAUAGAGCUGACUAAUGAAGAAUGAUUUCAUACCUCUAAUCUCUGACACACAGACACACACACUAACACACACAUACACAAUGUUCUCAUUUAUAAGCCUAUCAAUGCAACAAUUGUUUGACCAAGGAUACCAUGUGUACCUCGGGCCUCAGAAACAAUGCAAUCUAGCUAGCACAGAGAAGUGCCUUUGCAUUUACCCACUAACCGUGUUAACAAGUGAUAUUGCUCUUAACAUUGACGAAUCAUAGAUGUUUUAGGCGUCAGAUGUUUCACAUGUCCACCAUACAAUGAAAGGAUAAGAAAGCGUCCGAUUAUUAUGACAGACUAGAAGGCUUUUGAUGUGAACGAUAACGCGUCAGGCAUGUUGGUGAAUUGUCACGGAGCUUUGGCUAGCAAAACCAAAAAGAGUUUAGAAAGCCUGUUUGGAAAACUGCCAUGUGGCGUUGCCAAGAACAUUGUUUCAGUCCGCCCUUCAAUGCCUGUGUCCAAUCCAGCUCAGACCGAAUGCCUUUGUCCCUGCACAUUCAGGGAGUUUUGACUGUUUAGUGGUGACAUUUUUUACUGUGACAUCACUCUGGAGCAUCUCUGGACUUAAAUGAUCUACACACUGAGCAAACACUGUUCACUCCACUCUUGACCCCGUCUGGUCUAGGCACUGUGGUCUCAAAAGACUGCAGAAAAACUCCAUAAGUAUCGGUGGUCUGGAUACAAUCACUUUGAAAGGGCUUGAAAUAACAAUGUUGUGCAUUGGGGUUGUAAUCUUAACAGUUCCCGUUGUUAGGAAAUAAGGCAUGAUUGAUUGUUCAAGAAACGUAGCGUGAAUGCUGAACGCCAUGUAAAGUUUGUUUGGGAAGCACUUGAUGUAUAAAGGAGAAGGGUAAUUGAGUUGUAAAAAAUACGACAUAAUGUGGUGUUUUUUUAUUGUUUACUACCUAACAGUUGAAGGGCAAAAACCUUUCCCCUGUACAACAUUAUUUACUAAUAAACUAUAUGUUACAUAUG